AAAUCUGACGGUUGAAAUACUUUGACGAGCAUUGGUGCAUUAGUGUCAAAAUAUGGAGUUGACGUUGAGCGACAACGCUCUCAAAACCUUUGCUCGAUGCAUCACUUGUCUCGCACGCAUCGGAAACGAGCUCGCAAUUCAAGCCUCUUCCUCUCAGCUUCUUUUCCAUACGAUUAAUUCGUCGCGUUCUGCGUAUCAAUGCAUCGCUUUCAAGCCUGGCUUCUUUGAUGCGUACACGGUUUCUGGUAAUCUCGUGCAAUGUAGUGUGCUUCUGAAGGCUGUUUGUGCUGUUCUCAGGACACCUAUUGCAAAUAUCGAUCACUUGACUGUGAGACUGCCUGAUCCAGAUGCUCCCAAAGUGCAGUGGAUUUUGGAUUGCUAUAAUGGCAUGAGAAAAGCUUAUUGGAUUACUUGCAAUGUAGAACCUGACAUACAACACUUGUCCCUUGAUAGGCAAAAAUUUCCCAGCAACUUUGUUGUGAGGCCUCGAGAUCUGAACAGGUUACUUGCUAAUUUUCAGUCAUCUCUUCAGGAGAUCACUAUCAUUGCAACAGAACCUUCUUCUCUACCUCCUGAUGCUGCAAAUGAAGUUGGUGGAAAAGCAGUUGAACUUCGGAGUUAUAUGGACCCAACCAAAGACAAUGAUACGUUGCUGCACACCCAACUCUGGAUAGAUCCUAAAGAAGAAUUUUUGCAGUAUGUUCACACUGGAGAUCCAAUAGAUGUGACGUUCAGUGUAAAAGAACUGAAGGCAUUUCUUUCAUUUUGUGAGGGCUGUGAAGUUGAUAUUCAUUUUCAUUUUGAGAAAGCUGGCGAACCUAUUCUUAUGGCACCCAAAUUUGGUUUGGAAGAUGGAUCUCACUCAAAUUUUGACGCCACUCUUGUACUGGCAACAAUGUUAAUAUCUCAGCUUCAUGAAGGUGCUCCCUCAGAACCUCCAGUGGGGGCCACCAACACACACACUCAUAAUGAAGAAAGAAAUGCAUCUCACGUGCAGCAAGAUAACUGCAGAACAAAUGUGUCAGAGCUUCCAUCUGACCACACCCGUAUUUGGUCAGACCUCUCGGCAAGUGCAUUUAAAAGUGCUAGUGCUUUGGAAGAACGCCAGGCACAAGGAGAAACAAUUUUGAAUGAUAAUGGGCAAAGAGAAAUUCAAAGGAUUAGCACAAUGCAAAUUUCAAGAGUAACACCGGUUGCAGGAAAUAAUCCCAUUGAUUCCAAUUUCUUCCAACCAACUGAAAAGGGUCUUCAACAAGAGCCUCAAGAUGUGCUACGAGAUAAUGAUCAAGCAAUUUCACAACAUCACCGCAGUAAUUGGGUAGAUGCUGAAGAGGAUGAUGAAGACGAACAAGAUGAAAAUGAACAGUGCAUUCAGUCAACACCACCAUACUAUGAAGAACAUUAGUUCAGAGAAAUUUACUGAAAUGGUUCUCCUUUAUCUUGGUAUGGCGAUUCUCUGAAGUUGCUUUGUCUCUUAAAGUUUUUUCUAAUUGAUCCAGUAACCCAUCAUUUAAAAUGAUUGAAUAUCCCAAUAUUGCUGUUUUUCUUGUACGUAUUAUAUUAUUAAAUCUGCCAGUUAGAAACACCGAUUCUUAUCUUCUGCAGCCAUUUCUUUAUGCAUAUAAAUACAAAAUUUGGUGUCCUUGUAUCAUAUACACCUUCCCGUAUUUAAUCACCAUUGAUGACAAAGUACAAUCACUUGAUUUGUACUCGAAAGGUAUAAUUUGUAACUUAUAAUUAGUCUACCUUGUUAGCUCCCCUUAGGACAUAGGGAUACAGAGUAUGUUCUUACAUCAGUUACAUGCAUGAUGAUGCAUCUGUUCUCCUAUUUGUUUGUUCUUGAGUCCCCUAUGUACCCCGGAACUCUUGCACUAAUCUAUGGACGAUGAUGAUUGCAUGGUAAAGGGCUCAUUGAUCCAAGUCAUUGACCGUUGUAUAA
Molecule: messenger RNA, 1939 nt
Organism: Cajanus cajan (pigeon pea)
Lineage: Eukaryota; Viridiplantae; Streptophyta; Magnoliopsida; Fabales; Fabaceae
Gene: RAD9
Product: cell cycle checkpoint control protein family
Biological process (GO): DNA replication checkpoint signaling; mitotic intra-S DNA damage checkpoint signaling; cellular response to ionizing radiation
Cellular component (GO): checkpoint clamp complex
Source: RefSeq, a predicted model, not a curated record